This is a messenger RNA of Pseudo-nitzschia multistriata, 3272 nucleotides long. Lineage: Eukaryota; Bacillariophyta; Bacillariophyceae; Bacillariales; Bacillariaceae. The record is from the annotation of a GenBank genome assembly.
GUAUCUUUUGAAAGAACAAGAACAAGAUCAAGAUCAAGAACAGCAACGAGAACGAGUCCAUGCCGUCGAGAAUGGCGCGAGAGGGAACCGAAACAGACCCCGGUCGCAGGGACCGCCGCAACAGCAACGGCAACAGAUGCAUUCGCAACCACGCCCACCACCGCAAGAAGAAGCAGAACCCAAGAAACCCCUCCAGCGAUGGGGAGCAAGUCGCAUUUUCGCCGUCACGAUUGGCAACGCCAGCGGCAGCAGCAGAAGAAGAAGCAGAAGAAGAAGAAGAAGCAGAAGUUGGUCCUGCCCCGUGUCCGAGAACGCCGUUGCAAGCACCAUGCGAAACGUCGUGGGAAGGACCACCACCACUACCACCACCUUCACGACGGCAGGAACCCAUCGAGAUCGUCCUCGACGGCCUUUGCGGCGAUCCAAGCCCCUUUGGAGAAGCACCGGUGCUCCGGGCCUUUCGGUCCGCCUCCCAGCUGUGCGUGGAGGGAAUCCCCGUCGACGUCGAAGCCGAAGCCGAAGCCGCAGACCGCGAAUGCGAAUGCGACUGCCAAGACGAUUGCCAAGACGGUUGCCAAGACCGGGACCGAGACGACCGCGAGCUCGAGCUCGAGCUCGAGCGGACCUUCCGCCACGGGUGGAUGGGGGUCGGGGGAAUUCUCGUGGUGGCGGUGGUCCUGGCGUCCUGCCUCCUGGCCUGGAGGGCAAGGGCGGCCCGGGGUGCCAACCACCGAGCGAUCCCGGCGUCUCCCUUGCCGGACAGCGACAUUCGUAGCGACAUUCGUAGCGACAAGGACAACGACAAGGGCAAGGACAUCGACAUCAACAACGACAUUGACGGCAAGCAAGACGAGGAACCAGACCGAGACGACCUUCCCCUGAUUCUCCCGCCCGGCCUGGAAUCCCUCGACGAGUACUACGAGGCCCUGCUCGAUACCAUCCUGGAGGAGGUGGCAGCCACCAACCGGCUCCUCGCGGGGGAGGGCACCAGCGGAGGCAAAAGCACAAGCAAAAGCACAAGCAAAAGCACAAGCAGCCCCGAUCCCGAACCCUUUCUCGAUCCCUACGCCUGGACGACCCCCGGGACGCCGCAGUUCGAGGCCCUCGAGUUUGUCGCCUACCGGGACGGGGGGAUUCCCGGCGGGGGCGGAGACGUGGGCUACUACUGCUACAGCUACAGCUGCCAAAGCACCGACAGCGACACCGGGUCCUUUGUUCCUCCCCCCCGCCACCUGCUGCUGCAGCGGCUGGCCCUCCUGGCCCUCUACCACUCCACGGGCGGGGGCUACUCCUGGGAGGAAACCAACACAAAGACAAACACAAAGACAACCACAACCCCCUCCCUUCCCUGGACGGCCCCCGGCGUCGACGAGUGCCUCUGGGAGGGGGUGUCCUGCGACGCACACUUUGGCGUGGUGGGCCUGGACCUCUCCCUCCGCGGCCUCGAAAGCAAGCUCCCGAACGAGCUCUGGGCCUGGCUGCCCUACCUGGAGGUCCUGGACCUCUCGGGGAACGACCUAAAAGGGGGCCUUCCGUUUCGGGUGCUGUGGCCGGGCAGAAGCAGCAAAAACACCCUUUCUCCAAGGCAACCACAACCACCACAAGAACAAGAACCAAAACAAGAACGGGAACCCUUUGUGCUCCCCUUCUUGUCGGUCCUCGACCUCUCGGGGAACGACCUGGAGGGGGGCCUUCCGAGGAGCCUCUCGGGGGGGCCGCCGCUGAGGGUCCUCGACCUCUCCGGCAACCGCCUCGGGGGGCCCCUCCCAGAAAUCCUCGGGCCCGUCCUGGAAGAGGUCUACCUCGGCUCCAACGCUUUCACCGGGGACCUCUCCGGCCUCCUCGGCGACAACGGAACCGGCAGCAGCGACAGCGACAGCAACAGCGACAGCGACAGCGAAACCAACACCGGCACCGCCCUCGCUAUCCCACUCUCGGUCCUGGACCUCUCCGACAACCUCCUCACCGGGAGCAUCCCAUGGGGGGUGGAAGCCUACCACCGCCUCACCGCCCUGGUUCUGGACAAGAACCACGGCCUCACCGGGACCGUCCCGGGAGCAUCCAUGGCAAGGGGGAACCGCCUCCUCAGGGAGGUCUCCAUCUCGGACUGCAACCUGCACGGGAGCGCAGGGGACCUCCUGGAAGACCUACUCUCCCUCCCUUACCUAGAGACCCUCGCCCUGGGGUCCAACCGACUCACCGGGACCCUUCCGGGCGGCCCCCCGGAACAAAGCCUUGGCAACGGCAGUAGCAAUGACACUAGCAAUGGCAGUGGCAAUGGCAGUGGCAGUGCCGCAAAGCCCCCCUCUUCCCUCAGGAGCCUGGCCCUCGGGAACAACGACCUGACCGGGACGAUCCCCGAGGGCCUGGUGGGGGCCUGGCUCACCUCCCUCGACCACCUGCGACUCUUUGGGAACGACCUGGAGGGAACCAUCCCGACAUGGGCCCUGUGGCGGCCCCUCGAGGGAAACAGCAACGGCUACGAAAGCGAAAAUGACAACGACAAAGAUAACGACGAACCCCAAAGGAUUCCCCUCCUCUCCUCCCUCUGGCUGCACGGGAACCCACGCCUGUCGGGAACCAUGCCCUGCCCGGGCACUCUUGCCACCGGAAAGAGCUACCAACAGCAACAGCAACAGCAACAGCAGCAUCACGAGAACGACUACGACUACGAGUUUGACUACAGCGCCGACUGCCUCGCGGGGGGGGAUCCCUUUUUCGCGGUACCGCCCAGGGUGGAGUGCCCCUGCUGCACCCGCUGUUACUGACCACAGAAAAAUCGACGAUUGGACGAUACUGUACCAUCGACGAUUUCAUUGACUGUUGCGUCUACGAUUGCGUGGACUGUUGCGUGGACUCUUGCGUGAGUAGAUCGACGAACGGGGCAGAAGCUCGGAACGCCGUUCUUUCCGGAGUCGAUUCGAGUCGUAACGCGAGCCGGUGCUGCUGCCGCGGCGGCGGCUGCCAGCCGCCCAUUCGAGGACGUUCCAGCCUCCCAUUGCGCACAAGAAGGUGGACGGAAACAUGCAAAUGCAAAUGCAAAUGCAAAUGCAAGUGCCCACUAGUAGGGACAACACGAAAGGCGGGCUGGCUGUCUCCUCCGGGAGGCAAGGGCACGAAUGCGUUGCGUUGCGUGCGCAGAAACAAGCACCGAGAGCAAGGCAAAGACAGCAUCGGGCCUCUUGUCCAUGGCCCAUCGGAACGAACGGUAUGGAUAGGAGUGGUGAAGUGGAGUGGAGUGGAGUGGCGUGGAAUAAUGAGUACAGUAAUUA